Messenger RNA from Capsella rubella, 1571 nucleotides. Its product is annotated as protein WVD2-like 7. The coding region runs from base 375 to 1262 and encodes 295 amino acids. The transcript is spliced from 5 exons. The record is from RefSeq and is a predicted model, not a curated record. Lineage: Eukaryota; Viridiplantae; Streptophyta; Magnoliopsida; Brassicales; Brassicaceae.
GUUGUGUGUUUGAUUUUAUCUUCUUCUUCAACAUCUCCUAGUUCAAGGGACCCAGAUCUAAAUAUAUUCUUCAGGAGCUUUCCCCACCACAUAACUCAUACAUUCAUGUGUCUCUUCUUUAACCUUCUUCUUCUUCUUUGAGAGACCAAAUAAAAAAAUCUCAGUUCCUUUCAAAACGACGACACAAACUAUUUUCUCUUUUUUUUUUUUUUUUUUGAAUUUCUUGAGACGUUAGGUUGACGAGAAUAAACACUCUCCAGAGAAAAAUAUAUAUUCUCAGAGCUGAGUUAGAGAGAGAGAGAGAGAGAAAUUAAAGCUUUUUCUUUUUUUUUUGGUUCCUUUUAUUUUCUGGGUUUGAUUUUGAGGUUUGAGAAAUGGGUGAAUCUGCAGUUCUGGUUCAUUCUUAUUCUUUUGCAGCUCCUAUUACCCGUAACGAUUCUCAUGAGGACAAUACGAUUCAUGCGUUAAGCCAAUCGAUAUCAUUUGGGAAAUUUAUGACAGAGAAUCUUGAAUGGGGGAAAUGGUCAAGCUUUUCUCAUAAGAAGUAUGUUGAAGAAGCUGAGAAAUACUCUCGUCCUGGAUCCGUUGCACAGAAGAAAGCUUUCUUUGAAGCUCAUUACAAGAGAAUAGCCGAAGCCAAGAAAGCUGCAACGGAAGAGCAGCCUACCGUUACUCCUGCUGAGGUUUUGCUUCAUACUUUGGAAACUCAGCCUCCUCCUCCUCCUCCUCCUGUGUAUAAGUAUCAGCAAGAAGAUGUUAAUGAUGAUGAUGAUGAUGAUGAAGGAAGCGUCAGAAACAGUUUUCAGAUUGGUGGUCUUGUUGUUGUUUCGGAUAACAAGCCCGUUGUUGCGGAUGAUGUGACUGAUGGAUUGGAAAAUGGUAUGGUUGGUGGUGGUGGUGAUGAUGAUGAUAAGGAGGUGAAGAAGCAAGAGGAAGAGUUGUUGAAGGAGGAUUGGUCUUUUGGUGAAAAGGAGAAACAGAGGAAAUCGAUAACUAAGAACAGACCAGUGUUUAGAUUGUCUCUGGAGAAAACUAUUCCUCACAAAUCUCUAGAUGAGAUCUCUUUAACAGAGAAAAGAAGCGAAAGACCGAUAGCUCAGAUCGAAGAAAAACCAGUUCCUCGCCAAAGAUUCAGUCUCUUUAGCUGUUUUAAGGGCAAUUCUAAAACUCAAGAUCAGAAUCAAAGCAGUAAAAAGAGAGAGACGACUAAGAAGAAGAAGCAGUUUCUUUGUUGUUUGAAGCCAAAGACUGUAAGAGAAUAAUCAUCAUAGAGACCCAAAGAAGCUUAAAGAAUACAACUUUGAAAACGUGUACACAGUCUGCAAGAAGGGCUAAUGGGAGAAUAAAAAGAUCGAGUUCGAGUUUCGAUCAAGCUUGUAGUGAUAAAACCGCAACAACUUCGUUAAGUAGAUGGCACCGAUUAUGUUCUUUUCUCACCAGUUUGGAAAAGAGUCCCGAGUGCAAUAGGAAAAGCAAAAACUGGAAAUAGCUUCGUUUUGUUUUGUUCUCUUUAAAUCUUUGUUAUCUGUCUUUACUAUGUAAUGAAAGAGCACCAUACUCCAGUUUCUUGA